This is a messenger RNA of Oncorhynchus mykiss (rainbow trout), 882 nucleotides long. RefSeq names its product protein S100-A1. NCBI's taxonomy places the organism in Eukaryota, Metazoa, Chordata, Actinopteri, Salmoniformes, Salmonidae. Gene Ontology annotation, molecular function: transition metal ion binding; calcium-dependent protein binding; calcium ion binding. Gene Ontology annotation, cellular component: cytoplasm. The record is from RefSeq and is a predicted model, not a curated record.
GCUGUCCAUCUCCCCCUCCUCAUCGUUCUUCGUUACUCUCCCUCUACGUGUCCAACAGCAGGCCAGCACUCCUCCUUUGCUCAGUAUGUCUAACCCUACCAAAACAGAGAAUGUGUCCACCUUGGAGACUGCCAUGCAGCUGAUGAUCCAGACCUUCCAUAAGUAUUCUGGAGACGAGGGCGACAAAUACACCCUGAGCAGAGCAGAGCUCAAAGUGAUGCUCUCUGCAGAGCUGGGCAACUACCUGGGGAAUGCCCAGGACAAGGAAGCAGUGGACAAGGUGAUGGGGGACCUGGAUGCCAACAAUGAUGGAGAGGUGGACUUCACUGAGUUUGUUAUCCUGGUGGGGGCGCUCACCGUCGCCUGCAAUGACUUCUUCCUGGAGUACAACGACAAGGGGGAGAAGAAGUGAACACAACACACACACGUACACUCACACAUGUCUAUGCUCUCUCUCUCUCUCUCACACUCACUCACUCACUCACUCACUCACUGAGGAGAGGAGGACGAUUAUUAUGAGACAUCUCCACUCAAAUCCUGGCUAGGCUUAAUGUCUACUGUUUAAUAACAGAGACCUACACACACCAUACAUACCACACACAUGCACACACACACUCUGAGAUGUUCAUAGAUGCAUCGUGGCACACUGGGCAGUGUGUUUUUGUGUUUAGUGUGUGUGCCAUCUCGAUCCAAACCAAACCCAACACACAGAAGUUUAUUCCAGAGUAAAAAUGUGGAGUUUAAAUCAUCAUUAAUAACGGUCAUUGUUGAAUAUGUGAAUAUAAUUUCUGUCUUUUCAUUCCUUUUGUAAACCCCCUGUUCAUUUUUCGUUCAUUGUUAAACUGUUCCUCCUCGAUAGAAUAAACUUGACAUUUAACCAAA